This is a messenger RNA of Durusdinium trenchii, 1221 nucleotides long. NCBI's taxonomy places the organism in Eukaryota, Dinophyceae, Suessiales, Symbiodiniaceae. The record is from the annotation of a GenBank genome assembly.
AUGGUGUGGGAGCUCCUUUGCACUCCAAGAAGCGGUGCUGCCAGCGGGACCUGUAUGGGAUCGAUGGCGACGCUCUGUGUUGAUCUCCGUUUGCGUCUUCAAAUCGACGAGAAGCCAAGCCUGGGAUUCCCGCAAGACCGCCCAUGCUGGCCGAUCAGGAAAGGAGAUCGCUGUGGGCUAUACUUUUUAGCAUAUCACAAGACUGGAAACUGGUUGCUGCGCUUCUUGCGGUCAAGCCUUGCUAAAGUGCUGCUGGGUUCAAGCGCUGGGAUCCAUUCACCGUUGCUUUCAGCGAAAUGGAACGCAGCUCCUGGGCGUCACCUAGCUCCCAUUGCAGAAGUCCCUGCGGACUAUGCCACGAUUGACCAACCUGCACCAGAAACGAUGAGCGGGGUGAUGCACAAGGAGGAACUUUGGAACUGGACGCCACCAGAUGGUUGGGACAUGCUGCAGCGGCCAAUCUCUCCCAUCGUUGUGACCAUGGGAGAGUUCAUCCCUCCAUUGCACUUCAUUCGUGGACUGAUCAGCAGAUCGAAGCGGCCCUACCCAUUACCAAGCUUGUACCGCGGACGAGUGGUUCACUUGAUCCGGGAUCCCGCCGAAUUGGCCGCCAGCGCCUUCCGCUUUCAUUCACGCCGGGCCCUUCGAGAAAACCCUCACUUUGCCGCCUUUCAUGGCUUGGGAUGCCAUGGUUGUUCCCACACGGUCUGGCACGACUUGUUUCGUCGUUGCGGCUACCGGUGCGGGUACUUGACACUCUUGCAGAAGAUCGGCAAUGCUUCUGUGCCGGAAGCAUUGGAACUGGAGUACGGCAGAUCCCACUCUUCCAUCCAAGCAAUGUUGCGAAACACCGAGCUCUUGAGCAAUGACUCCCGAGUGCUGCAUCUCUCGCCUGAGCAUUUCCGGCAGCCACACGUCGCUCAGACUCUUCGAUGCAUGGCGCAUUUUAUUUUGGGCCAUGGUCAUGGGGAUGCUUUGGUGGCUCCAGCUGAUAUCCUGGACAGCCUCACGAAGGAGAUGGUCAAAGAUUCGCAGUUGUGGCUGGCAAAGACCCAUCAUGCGACCUUCAAGGAUCGCAAAGACUGGAAGCUCGACUUUCGUAAACACUUGCUGAGCCAUCCUUCGUGGGGUCCUUCUCUCUCCAAGACUUCUGUUUUCUUCAGAGGCAUUUUUGAACAUCAGAGUGAGCUGUUCAAGUGCCCUGUUCCCAGCUUCUACUAG